AUGUCUCGAUCGCAGAUAUCGACUAGACGCCUACUAGCGUACCUGGCCGCUGGCUUGAGUAUCCACGCGAGAGUUGCGCAAGCCCAGCAAUGCUGUACGUCCGCCCAGUUUACUCGUUACGUGGCCGCUCCUCCUCACCUCACCUCACUUCACCUCAUUACACGUAGACAUUCGAGAACUAUACAUUUGUUAACCCUUCUCCGAGCAGACUACCCCAAUGGAAACAAAGCCCCCGACACCGAAAAACCCUGCGGCUCCGCCAAAGGCUCCGCCUGCUGCCCGGACAAAUGGCAGUGCCUCGACAACGGCCUCUGCCACUAUCCGCCCGACAAUCUGUACGGCCGGUAUAGCUGCACCGAUCCCAAGUGGGAGGCGGACGGCUGUCCGAGGAAUUUGUGCACAUAUGAUAUGAGAGCCGGCGGUGGUGAAUCCAUUACCCAAUGCAGCAACCAUAACAACGACUGGUGCUGCAACGCCGAUGCCACCAACGUAAACUGCUGCCAGGAGUCUCCCGAGCCACGCCCCUUCUUCGUUCUUCAGGACGGUCGCGCAUACGCCACCGUUGGCUCCAACCAGGCCUCCGACGUCCCCAAUAUUGCGUCUAUCACAGGUAUCGCCACCAGCAAGAAAGAUGGAAAUAAGGAUAAACCGAGCCAGACUCCAGCUCCUUCUUCAAGUGACGAUAAACCGAAAUCCUCAGAAUCUCCCUCCUCCCCAAGCUCCAAGACAGCAAACCCGGACUCUGCCUCGCCCGCGCCGACAACCCCCAGUACCUCACUCGAAACAUCAAUCACCUCCGGCACCGCGGGCAUCUCCACAAUUAUCAUUACCCGCACCCUCGAUCCCGCGUCGAGUGAGCAUUCGACUUCGUCCCCGUCUCCUACCUCGAAUAAUGGGAGCUCGAAAUCAAACAUUCCCAUCGUCGUGGGCUGUGCGGUGGGUAUACCACUAGCUCUAGCUCUCAUAGGAAUUCUAGCAUGGCUGCUGCGGAAGCGAGCGAGGCAGAAUGGCGAGCACAAACCGCUGGAGUCGCCUACACUAGACCCGUAUUCGGGAGAGUCGUCGGGCUUCGCGGGAGGUGCAAAGCUCACUGGUGCCGGCGCAGCAGGUAUGACAGAGAAGAACCGCCAUUUCGCAGGCCACUACUCCAAUGCCACCUCUACUGCUCCUCUGGAUCCAGGCGUUCCUGAACUCAUGGGCCGAAACGUCGGUCCCGGUCGACCCGUCAGCACUAUCGUGGGAAAAGCGGAACUAGACGGGGGACCGGGCUUUGCGGCGGGGGCAGCAGCGCCGUAUGCGCCUGAUCUGGUGGGCGUCGGAGGUGGGAACGCUACGAAUACCGGAGUUACCGAUGGACGUACGCCGAAUUCGAGUUGGGGGAGUGCGCCGCCGGGAUAUUCGCCUGGGAUGAAUGCUGGUGCGUUUGCGGCAGGAGGGGUCGUUCAUGGUCAGCAGCAUGGUGGUGGAUAUGCGGGUGUGCCUGAGGGCGUAGCCGAGGCGCCGGAUACGUCUGUUCCCAGGCGUGAUGGGCAGACUGGUGCUGGAGUAGGAGCGGGAGCAGCACCGGGAGCGGGCAAUGUCACUGACGGAGAGAGGUAUAUACCCUAUCGACCGCCCGGGGCAAAUGUGCCGCAAGCAGGAGGCGCUGGGACGGCAUCGUCGAAUGUACCCGAGGGGGUGGCGGAGAUGCCGAGUGUGCGGACGCCGCCGGCGUGA
This is a messenger RNA of Westerdykella ornata, 1716 nucleotides long. RefSeq lists its product as uncharacterized. The transcript is spliced from 2 exons. NCBI's taxonomy places the organism in Eukaryota, Fungi, Ascomycota, Dothideomycetes, Pleosporales, Sporormiaceae. The record is from RefSeq and is a predicted model, not a curated record. Bases 1 to 1716 code for a protein of 571 amino acids.